This is a messenger RNA of Erythranthe guttata (spotted monkey flower), 576 nucleotides long. Its product is annotated as casparian strip membrane protein 1. The record is from RefSeq and is a predicted model, not a curated record. Lineage: Eukaryota; Viridiplantae; Streptophyta; Magnoliopsida; Lamiales; Phrymaceae.
AUGACGAAAAAAAAAAUCGUACCACAAGAAUCGGCAGUUGAAGUGUCUGAAGAAGAUGCUCCUCCAAAGACCGCUCCCAGUAAAGGACUAUCGAUAGUCGAUUUUGUAAUGAGAAUCGUUGCUGCUAUUGCUACCUUAGGAAGCACCAUUGCAGUCGGUACAACCAAUCAAACGCUUCCUAUGUUCACCCAAUUUAUCCGUUUCAAGGCUCGUUACCAAGAUCUUCCUACUUUCACGUUCUUUGUGGUUACAAAUGGAAUAGCAACUGUGUACCUGGUUCUUUCGCUUGUGCUGUCAAUACUCCACAUCUUCAUGACCGGUGCAAAAGUGACGAGGACUGUCUUGAUCAUACUCGACAUGAUAAUUCUGGCUCUUUUGACUGCCGGUGCUUCUUCUGCUGCUGCGAUUGUGCACUUAGCACACACGGGCAACGUUGAAGCAAACUGGUCUGCUAUUUGUCAACAGUACAACUCCUUUUGCGAGCGAGUUUCCGGUUCUUUGGUUGGAUCUUUCUUAGGAAUUCUUGUCCUCAUGCUCUUGAUUAUCUUGUCUGCUAUCGCCCUGUCAAGAAAGUGA